UCCGACAUCAUGAAAAUCGUAUCCAAAAUAGGAUUACAAUUGCUAUUGGCGAUUCUUUAUUUUAUGAACGUGAAUUUAAUAUAUUGUGAGCAGAAUGUACAAAAUGUGGAGAACCUGUCUAAUGAAACAAUCAACAGAACUUACAGUAUCGGAGUCGACAUGGGAAUAAUUAAUCCGGAAAAAUAUUCUUUCGCAUCGUUUGAGAGAGAUGAACAAAACGUCUUCAGAGACUUGUACCAGAACUAUAUAGCUAUCAAUGGCAGUCAACCGAUUAAUUACGAGGAGUGGCUCAUUAUGAACAACUUCGGUAUUCUCAUCGAUACACAGGAGUCAUUAUUUGAAAGGAAGAUCUCUAAACGCAGUACAGCCGACAACAAAAGACGGUUCGUGAAUACAGUUAGGAAAGGAGACAUUUUGGUGACCGGACGGGGCAUCGGUGGUUUGGUUGGUCAUGCCGCUAUUAUGACUACAGAUUAUUGGGUGUUAGAGAUGCCCGGUGGUGCAGGGUGGCAGAACGGAAUCAAAGACAAUAAUAGACAGAUAAGCAAACACAAGUGGUUCGAUGAACACGCGUCUGAUUGGACCACCGUGUACCGUUGUCCGAAUAGUAAUGCAGCAAACGGUGCAGCAAUUUGGGCUGAUCACACUUAUUAUAACCCGAGUGGAGGUUCGAAGAAAACAAAACAUAUAACAUACAAAAUCACUGCUGACGUGUGGUCGACAAAUCCUAGUUAUUGCUCGAAGUUAGUGAUACAAGCGUAUUACUUUGGAACUGGGACGAAGAAAGUCAUCAGCGGUGAUGUUUCACUGAGACGAGUUAUUGUUCCAUCUACUAUACCAUCAUAUUUUUUGAGUCCGUACAAACUAAAAAAUAUGGGUAAAUACUGACACACAUAGUAUUUCCUUUUAUUUAUUAUAUUAUAUAAGUAAUAUCAUAUUCGAUCAGUAUUAUUUAAAAGAUUUAUUAACUACUGUACUAUAACGUGUACAUAAUAUAACUACUUAAUGUGUUAUUUA
Achroia grisella is the source of this 1017-nucleotide messenger RNA. RefSeq lists its product as uncharacterized. The coding region runs from base 10 to 888 and encodes 292 amino acids. The record is from RefSeq and is a predicted model, not a curated record. The transcript has 2 exons. NCBI's taxonomy places the organism in Eukaryota, Metazoa, Arthropoda, Insecta, Lepidoptera, Pyralidae.